Molecule: messenger RNA, 2742 nt
Organism: Nematocida major
Lineage: Eukaryota; Fungi; Microsporidia
Exons: 1
Coding region: 1-2742 (913 amino acids)
Source: RefSeq, a predicted model, not a curated record
AUGCGUGUGCAGCUAAUUAUAGCAGAGAUGCUGCUCUUUUGCCUUGCGCGUGGAAGACUCUCUCUUGACCAGCUCGAAGAACUUGAGACACUUGAGAUAGAAGGGAGGGAUAAAACCGUCUAUGUAAACCCCCGCGGAUCCCUGAACUUCCUGCACGGGUAUAUGCACAGGAAGAACGGACACAUGCACAAUGUCCGACUCUUUUCCCCCGAAGUAAAGACGAACUACUGCCUGGAGAUUAGCCCGAGGAGCCAGAGCGUAAAGGACAAAUUCCGGUAUAAAAGAGCCCCACUGAAAGACGUUGCAUACUACAAAAAUAGCCAGAAUGUAAGCGCUAAAACCAUGCUUAUGCAGUGCACGAGCAUCGUUAAAAUGUUUCCCUCAGAGGGUGGGGUUCUAUCGAUAGAGUCCAGCAACUUGGACUCUUUCACGAACUUUCUGCGCGCAUUUCCCAACCAGAAAUCUAUAUACGGACUCCUUGCAGCACUUCUUCUUCUGAGCGAGGGCGUCUCACUGAAUAUCAGAGUCUCUGGGGCGAUUAUUUCCCUGUACAAAGCAAAUGGAAACCCCCUAUUCCUGCUAAGUGAGAUCAUUGCGAGCACAACCUCACACGAUACCUCCGAGGGAGAAGUUCCCUACUCCCUGACUGAAGUGGGGAUAGUCGUGGACUUCUUCAAGCAGGCGCAAAAGAAGAGGGAGACCCCGAAAAGGACGAAAGAGUACGCGACAGGAGAGUUUCUAGGCACUCCCUGGUUUAUCAUACAGUCGUAUAUAUACGAGUAUAUAGAAAGUGUAGAUGCUGCAAAAGAAGUUAUUCUAAGCGUCCACGAGAUUCUGGCAAAUAUCAUUGAGAAUGUCCCCGACAAGAAGGAGAAUAAAAAAGUGGAAAUGGCAAAGUACGUAUAUAAAAAACUGUUUGUCUCCCUGGAGAAGAUGCAGGCAGAGAAGAGUUUGCACGCGGUUAAACUUAUGAAGUACUUAGUGAUGAGUCCUCUCCCCUUUCCAUUCUCGCACUUCAACGAACUGCCUGCAUGCAGGAUGAUUCCGCCGCAUAUUCGGCAUAAAAGAGGGAAGGACGCAGAAUUUCGCCCUCAGUACUCGCAGUUCUUCAUGAACUAUGCGGAGAAUGCCCUUUACACUCUCAUGUGCUCUCUCCUGUACAGCCAGGAAUUCGGAAAGUACUCUACGGAAAAGCUUUCAAAUAACGAGGGGGCAAGAGAUUUGAAGAUGUUUUUCGUGCAGGAGAAUCCCUCCCCCGGUGAAGUUGUGGAUCUUAGCCUGCACAAGGCGUGGAAUUCUGUAGUUUCCUGCCUCUCGAGCCUGAAUAUCAGGUAUCUCCUGAGAAGCAGAAACCAGAUCUGCUGUGGGCUCCUGAAUAUGCUUCUGGUGAUAGCUGAAAUCACGGGAAAGCGGAAGACCCAGGAAAACACCAUUCUGGACUUCAUGAAGACCCUGAAAAAAGACUCUGCACAUGCCCCGUCAUUCUACCUUUACCUGCAAAAUUACGUGAGCUCCUUCCUCAGGACGCUUAUUGUGGGGAAUAACGUAGAAGUAGAGUGCGUGGGACUUACGAAGGGCAUUGACCAAACAGGAGAAUACGAUGUUUUUGGGGAGAUCCACGUGAAAUACCGCGUAGACGCGAAGGAAGACACUCUCGCCAUAAGAGUCGGAGCAGAAAGCACAAGCAGCGAAUUCAUACGGCGAGAGAUUGCACUCCCAGAGAAAACGCUGAAAAGCCUCAAGAAACUCUCGCAGAAGUGCAAGAAACGAGGCACUUUCCUGGGCCUUCUCUCCUGUCAGUAUGCGAAGGGAAUUGGGCAAGUGUGCGACUCCGAAGUGGAAAGUACGAUCGCUUCCAUUGUCAAGAAAAUCCUUCACGGCACAGAAAAAGACAGAAUAGAUACGAUAUUCGCCCUAAGAAAAAUAGAAGGCUUAAAAUACAAAAAACUUCUCGUAGACUUUUCUGUGGGAUACAGCGUAAACUAUUGGGGGCAUGCGAGCACACAUUUAGAGAAUAGUGGGCUUUCACGGCUUGCUCUGAACAUACUCGGAAGCACGCCUUUGGAGAAUGUGCAGACGCAGAAAAUGUUUUUUCCUAUUUUUAUAUACACAGGCAGUUACUACCUUCUGCAGAGGAAGAUAGAUGUGCCUGUAUCUGAAUACAAUCACUUAUUUUCAGGCUGUGAUCUCUUCAUGGAUCUGCUCAUUUUUGCCUCGACAAAUACUCUCUGCAACAUCAUUUGGCAUAUGGUGGACUGUUCUACACUGGAGGAGAAGCACCCGCACAGGAAUAUAAAAGGGCCUUUGGAGGAGCAGGAGAGCAUGAGAAUCAUCUUUUCGACUUUGAUCACUAACUCCCCGGACUGUGUCGUAUACAAGCUCCCAAAAGUGAAUGCGUACUGCCCGAAGGAGGAGAAGGUGCCGUACUCUCUGCUGAAUCUGGCUAUAUUUUCCUUUGUCUGCAGGUACAGGAAAGACGACCUGAAAACCAUCAAUGCGAUAUACGACUGCAUUAUGUGCACUCCCAAGGAGACGCACUUUGUCCUGAGAAAGAGGUACUGCCAAGAAGGAAUGCAUGCACUGUCGUAUAUGCGCGAUAAUAUCCAGGCUCUUCAAAAGAGAAAGCUCGCGAAAAAAAGGUUUGCUCUGCCCAUUUACGUGAAGCACUUCGGGACGAGAAGAAGUGCCUAUAAAUACCGGAAAGUGCGGAACUUCUUUAUGUUUAGAGAGGAGGGCUGCUGA